AAUGCACCACAAUUGAUUUUUCUUGAGUCAUACGCUUGGGAGAGGCUGUUCCAACACAAAUCUCUGAGCUAAAUGAAACAGGCCCCUUGCUCUCUGUUUUCAAUCGUGGGGAAAACUGGAAAAGUUCAUGGGUAAUAUCCUCUAAUCAGAUUUCAUCACCAUCUUAAUCAUAAACUUUAUAUACAUAGGUGAUCAGAGGCACUCUUGGGUUGGUUUAAUUCCGCCAAGUCAUCGAGCCAUCCUGUAAAUUUGCAGAUUGUUCAUCACCUCUAAGGUAUGUGUUAAUGAUUUUCACUAGUUUUUUAUAUGCCAGACUGCCCAUUAAGAGACUCUGUUUGGUUCUUGAGAAACUUGCAUGAAACACAGAAUGAAAGAAGGAAGAAUUUUGAAUCUUAUGGUUUCCAAAUAAUGGAAGAACCGUCUUGGUUGAAUUGUCUAGUUCAAUUUGGGUAAAUUCUGUGGGAGUUCCUCUGUUUUCUCCGGUCCCAGAUGAUGGGGCAGCCAAACAGAGCUUAUAGGUUGAACUAGCUAAAGGUAGAACUGUUUCACGAUCAUGAUUUCGAAAACUUACCUGGGAAAUUCUCGAAUUGCACCUCAUUUCAUAUUUCAUUUGUUUUGACAAUAAUCGAUUGAUACAAUUGUUUCAUCUUUUCAAGUGUUUGAAUAAUUCUCUGGAAUGGAUCAGCCGGAAGCAAAGCGACAAAAGAUGAGUUUGGAUUGGGAAGAGUCAUUUAACCUUUUUGAAGAAGCGGUUGCUUCUGAGAGUACUGCUAUGCAAAUUCAAGCCAUAAUCAAGGUCGCCCAGCUUUCUAAUUAUGCACCGGACAAUGUACUAACACGUGCGGUGCCAAUCCUCACACAGCUUCUUGGCGGUAGCUCCAGUCCAUUGGUUCAAGAAGCCGCUGCUUAUUGCUUAAAAUGCAUAGCCCAUCAAGGUGAUCGUGAUGAUCGGUUGGCAACACUCAUUGGGCAGUCUGGUGCUAUUCCUAUUACACUCAGACUGUUGCAGCAUUCCCACGGUGGCCUUCAGGGAGUUCUAGUGAAAUUUCUUUGGAGCAUUGUUACAUUUGGUGCACACAAUAGGGUAAUCGUAGUUAGAAAUGGUGGAUUGGAGGUCAUAAUCAAUAUGUUAGGGUCAUGCGUGGGUAGUACGAGGCGGCACUUGUUAGAGAUAUUAAGCGCAUUGGUGUGGUUGAGAGAGGUGAGGAGGGUCAUAACCAGUCUAGAAGGCCUUCAGUUUCUUGUUGAGGCGGUCAAGUUCGGUGGCAUGGCCUCUAGGGAAAGGGCUGCUUAUGCGGUGGGGUCGCUUGGAGUGGCAAGAAGCGCUAGGACUGUGCUUGUUGAUUUGGGAGCAAUGCAGGCGCUUAUGGAGUUGCUCAGAGAGGGAGACGUCUCGGCAAAAUUGGUAGCUGGCAAUGCACUGGGGGUGAUCUCAGCGCACGUGGACUGCAUCAGGCCACUUGCUCAAGCCGGGGCUAUUCCUUUGUACGCAGAGCUGCUCCGGGGAGCAGAGCCCGUGGGGAAGGAGAUUGCGGAGGAUGUGUUUUGUGUCUUGGCUAUUGCAGAAGUGAAUGCAGUCUCAAUCGCUCAGCACUUAGCGCAAAUCCUUAGAGAAAACGAUGAUAUUGCCAAGGCUGCAGCUGCCGAAAUUUUAGGCCAUCUCUCGAGAUACAAACAUUCAGUGCCCUUUAUCACAAACUCUGGUGCGAUUCCGGUUCUUGUUGAGCUUCUGAGGCAGGGGAGUGAUGAAGUGAAGGAGAAGGCAUCAGGGGCCAUUGCUCAAUUGAGCUAUAAUGCAGGAGACCGAGCAGCGCUAGCGGACGCCGGCGCAAUUGCGAUUCUGAUGGAUUUAUUGGGUGAUGAUCAAUCAGAGGAGCUAAGAAAUAAAGCUGCAGAAGCUCUCAUCAGUUUUUCUGAAGACCCUUCACAGCGUGACAGAAUAUCCGAAGCAUUCAACAUUACUUCGUUCCAGGACAUCCACAACAGACUGGCACAGCUUCGUGCUCCCGAUAAUAAUGGCGAGCACAUGGCCAGACCUUCGAGACAGAUGAUGAGCAUGGAGCAGCUUCCUUGGGACCCUAUUCCUAAUCUUCUCUAAUUCUGUCCCAUUAAUGGAACAAUUCAGGCCUUUUCAUCAUUUAAUAUCAUAUUAUUUUGAAAUAUAACUUUAGUGUAUGCAUUUUCUUAA
Molecule: messenger RNA, 2188 nt
Organism: Vitis riparia (riverbank grape)
Lineage: Eukaryota; Viridiplantae; Streptophyta; Magnoliopsida; Vitales; Vitaceae
Exons: 1
Coding region: 677-2098 (473 amino acids)
Molecular function (GO): protein binding
Source: RefSeq, a predicted model, not a curated record